Messenger RNA from Enterobius vermicularis (human pinworm), 1476 nucleotides. Lineage: Eukaryota; Metazoa; Nematoda; Chromadorea; Rhabditida; Oxyuridae. The record is from the annotation of a GenBank genome assembly.
AUGGAGCCAACCGGUAGACGAUUACAAGACUGGACUAACAGACAUCUGUUUGCAACAUCUGUUGAUUCAUUGACACCCUAUCAACAACAACAGUAUUUUCCAGAGAUGUAUAAAAAAUUUUCAUUUUUCGUAUACCAGCUGAUUGGAUAUCUGUUCAAAUUCAGUUUAGAAAAUAGGAAGGAAAGAAGCCUUUAUCUGUUUUUGGCUGUUGCAGAGUAUGAAGAAGGAUCAAACUUGGAGAAAACUGAAGAAACUAAAGAACCAAUAACAGCACUACAGGCUGCUUGGAAUGUUACAAAUGCCAUCCAAGGAAUGUUCAUUGUCGGCCUUCCUGUCGCCGUCAAAGUUGGAGGAUGGUGGACUAUAGCUGCCUUAUGUGGCGUUGCAUACCUGUGUUACUGUACCGGGGUUUUGCUUAUCGAAUGUCUUUACGAAGGUGGCAUGAAGGUACGGCAAAGUUAUAAAGAAGUAGCAGACGCUUAUUUACCUGGAACUGGGCGUUUUGUGUUGGUGGCACAGUUAACUGAACUUUUUAGCACCUGUAUUAUCUAUAUUGUUAUAGCUGGUGACCUUCUACAAGGAUGCUUUCCAUCAAUUGACAAAACUGCAUGGAUGAUGUUAGUGGCAACCUCGCUGUUAGCCUGUUCAUUCUUGGAUUCAUUGCGUGUUGUCAGCAAUCUCAGUCUUAUAAAUGCCAUCUCGCAUUUGAUUGUCAAUGCGAUCCUUGUGUUUUAUUGUCUUGUUCAGAUCUCAAAUUGGGUUUGGUCAGAGGUAGCCUUUUUUCCAGAUCUUCGUAUCAUACCUACCAUGUUCGGUGUGGUUAUUUUUGGUUAUACAUCUCAUAUUUUCUUGCCCUCCUUAGAAGCUUCCAUGAAGGAUCCGAGCGAAUUCAAGUGGAUGCUGAAAUGGUCACACAUCGUUGCUGCCGUAUUCAAGUCGAUGUUCGGCCUUCUCGGUUUCCUGACAUUCGGCGAAUUAACACAAAAUGAAUUUUCAAAUUCAUUACCAAAUCAAGGAUUUAAGAUUUUGAUCAACUUAGUUUUGGUUGUCAAGGCACUCUUUUCGUAUCCGCUACCAUACUUUGCUGCCGUCCACUUAAUACGUGAAAACUUUUUUCAAGGGACUCAAAAAACUUUGUUUUCUAGCUGUUAUGGCGUUGGCAACACUUUACGUGAGUGGGCACUGUGCUUAAGGAUUAUUAUGCUACUAUUUACAUUGUUUGUUGCUUUGUCGGUACCUUAUCUAAUUGAACUGAUGGGACUUAUUGGUAAUAUCACUGGAACGAUGCUAAGCUUCAUUUGGCCAGCAUUAUUUCAUCUUAAAAUUAAAGGAUCAAUGUGCGAUCAACGACAAAAACGAUUUGAUUACUUUAUCAUUAUCACCGGCUUUACAGUAAUGAUCAUUGGAGUAUAUUACUCCUCUGUCGAAUUAGCUAAUGCGAUCAAGUACUCAGAAGAGAAUCUCAGACAGGCUUAA